Molecule: messenger RNA, 2204 nt
Organism: Prinia subflava (tawny-flanked prinia)
Lineage: Eukaryota; Metazoa; Chordata; Aves; Passeriformes; Cisticolidae
Gene: DLX6
Product: distal-less homeobox 6
Exons: 3
Coding region: 518-1324 (268 amino acids)
Biological process (GO): cell differentiation; embryo development; negative regulation of transcription by RNA polymerase II
Molecular function (GO): DNA-binding transcription factor activity, RNA polymerase II-specific; RNA polymerase II cis-regulatory region sequence-specific DNA binding
Source: RefSeq, a predicted model, not a curated record
CUGCCCUCCGGAGACGAACCAUUCGACUCGUGCGCGUCCCUGCCCUUCAAGCCGGAGCGCCGGAGCCCCAACUUUCCCGGCUCCCACCUUAAACUGCCCCCACCCUCCACGGCCCACCCCCCAGGAAAGAAAAAAAAACACACCGAGAAAAAAAACCCCAAAAAACAACACCCACUCCACGCGCCGGGGGGAUGAAGGAAAAGAGCGGCGCAAAAAAGCGGCGGGAGUAGCCCGCCCUCCCCCUUCACACACCCCGCACACCGCCCUCCCCUUCCUCCCCUCCCUCAGUGAACGAGGCCCCUCGCACAACGGCUCCUUGGAGAGGAGGGGGGGAAGGAAAAAAAAAAAGGCGGAAAAGAAAAAAAAAAAAAAAAAAAAAGAAAAGAAAUUAAAUUAAAUCACCGCCGCCUCUCCAGCGGUGCCGCGGCGGGUAAGGGGAGCGGCGGUGGCUGGGCAGAGAGGAGGCAGAGCGCGGGGGGCGAGCCGGGGAGCACCGCGCUCUCCCUCCCAAACUUUGAUGAUGACCAUGACUACGAUGGCUGACGGGCUGGACGCGCAAGACUCCUCCAAAUCCGCCUUCAUGGAGUUCGGGCAACAGCAGCCGCCGCCGCCGCAGCCGCCGCCGCCGCCCCACUCCCAGCAGAGCUCGCCGGCAAUGGCCGGAGCCCAUUACCCUCUGCACUGCCUGCACUCCGCCGCCGGCUCGCACCCGCACCACCAGCAUCACCACCACAGCUCGCCCUACUCCGGCAGCGCCGGCUCCUACAACCACCGCUCGCUGGCCGCCUACCCCUACGUGAGCCACUCGCAGCACAGCCCUUACCUCCAGUCCUACCACAACAGCAGCGCGGCCAGCCAGACGCGGGCGGACGAUGCAGAUCAGCAAAAAACCACAGUGAUUGAAAACGGUGAAAUCAGAUUCAAUGGAAAAGGGAAAAAGAUUCGGAAGCCUCGAACCAUUUACUCUAGUCUACAACUCCAGGCUUUAAAUCAUCGCUUUCAGCAGACUCAGUACCUGGCACUUCCAGAGAGAGCUGAACUGGCAGCUUCUUUAGGACUUACCCAGACACAGGUGAAGAUCUGGUUCCAGAACAAGCGCUCCAAAUUCAAGAAGCUGCUGAAGCAGGGCAGUAACCCCCACGAGAGCGACCCUCUGCCCGGCUCCGCUGCCCUCUCCCCUCGCUCUCCAGCUCUGCCUCCAGUCUGGGACGUUUCAGCCUCUGCCAAGGGAGUCAAUAUGCCUCCAAACAGCUACAUGCCUGGCUAUUCUCACUGGUAUUCUUCUCCACAUCAAGACACAAUGCAGAGACCACAAAUGAUGUGAAUUGUCCAAGAGAAAUAAUCUCCCAAGAACGCCUCGUCUCGACAUGGCAAGAAGUUCCCCUGCUUUGCCAAGCCGUGCCAGCUAACAGGCUCUGUGUGAACUUGUAGAUGCGGCAAAGAGACAGAGUGGCUUUAUUUUUUUUUUUUUUUUAAGUAACCUCAGCGAUUGAUCUUGAACAGAAAGACACAAUUUUCAUUCUGGCGCACAGAAGACACUACUCUUUAGGAUAUUUUCCUUUGGACUCCAAGGCACCAGCCUCUUUCUCUGUGGAGUAUACGUCAAAACAAACUUUUUACAGACUUUGCCCACAAGAACCUGAAUCUACCAUGGCAGCCGUUUUUACUUGUUUAAUGAGCUAAAGACAUUACAUGAUGAAAGAGAGACUAGUCAAAGCUCCUUCAUUUUUAUUCACCAAAUCUGGACUGGGGAAAGGAUUAAAAGACAGAAGAAGUGAUUUUUAAAAAAAUUAAGAUGGAGGGGGAAAAAAGGAGAACUGGUUGAAAAAUGCAAAUACACUGUAAGAUUAGAACAUUACCACGAAGCAAAAUCUGCAUGCUUUCUCAAAAUGUAAUGGGCUGCGGCUCAGAAGAAACCACCGUCUCUCACUCGAAGAGCCCCUCAUCCGCACAGACCCGCACCCGCACACAGCCCGACAGUCUCCCGGAGACGAGCAGCAAAGACAGAGCGAGGGAUCCGCGGCCAGACCCGCCGCGGGCUGGGGAAGGAAGGUUCAGCGCUGCCCGGCGGCAGCCUCAACCACUGAGCGAGAGGGACCUUUCCCCGAGCAACCUUUCUGUAUAUAUUGUUGAAUUUUAGUUGUACAUAUACUUUGUAUGUUUUUGUCUUCUUUCAUAUAUAGAGUAAAAGCCACAAAACGCCA